AUGUUGCCCUGUAACUUUAAACCCACUGGUGCUGUGGUCAUCCACUGGUACAAACAGCAGAUUCCUGUUCACAGCUACUAUUACAACAAGGACCAGUAUGGACUGCAAAAUAAGCACUUCAAUGGAAGGACAUGCUUGUUCAACUCCCAGAUCACCCAUGGCAAUGCAUCGCUCCUCCUGAAGAGGGUCAAAGUUCAGGACAAGGGCAGGUACAAGUGCUACACCAGUACCAGAAAGGGGAACCAGGAGACCUUUGUCACACUGGGGGUGAAAGGUCAGUGAAAAAUAUCCCUAUUGUCUCCUAGUUUAUUAUUAUUCAUGCAGCAUUUCUCAAUGGACAGCUCACAUAAACCACCUUCUUUCUAUUCAUCAGUGGCGAUUUUAGCCUGUAAAUCUUGGUGGGGCAACAAAAUUAAAAUGUGGAUGCAUGCCAGCAAAGCCACUACACAACACAACACUAAACAAUACAUUAAUUGCACUAUAACGGUGACAAACAGUGUCCACAAACUGUUACGGCUUACAUUAAGCUGUCCCAACAGCAGUCCCAACACCUUACCACUGCUACACCUGGCUAUCAGCGGAGCCUUGUCUGGCAGCGAAACAGUUAAUUCAGCCUAAUUUACUGCCUUUAAAAAAAACAUAGCUGAUAUGGCUGACUUGCUUAAACAAAUGUGGUUUCUACUGACAAUUGAGAUGUACAAACUAUGGCAUAAGGGGACGACAUGCGGAUAAGAGGCAAUCCGUAAUUUCCAUUAAGACAUUAACGAGCGAGCCAGGACGGACAUAGUCAAUAUAACUAUUUGUUCAGCACUUUUGAAAUGUACAGUGACAGAAUUCAGAACAUGGGCCGUGCUUACAGUGUUCUCCCUGUACACCAAGUCAGAACUGUUGAAUAAAUAAAGGGGGCAUAUAAGCAGACAAUGAAAGCUCUUACAAUAUUCGUUAAUUAGGCAAAAUUAAGAGGUAAAAAUAGACCAAAUGAUUAGGGUGAGGCACAUGGGCUACUAACAGCUUACUACACAACAUACACUUAGUAUUACUUUCUUAGCUACAGUAUAUAUAUCUCCCUGGCAUAUUACAUCAUUUACGCAGCAGCAUAUAAGACAUUUUUGGACUUUUUGUGAUGUGCUCACUUGAAUAGGAAGGUGGCGCGGCCGUCCUUCGUGGGCAAAUAUUUUCCCUGCCUGAGCUCGUUUAUUCCCGACUUCCCAGUUGCAAUGCUUGCAGUUAGCCACUGUCACCGAUUCCUUCCAAACCACUCAUUGUUGAAUUUGCGAUUUCCAACUUGUUGUGUAAUGUUUAUGUCUAAUAAUGAGCACCGAUACAUUUUAUCUAUAAUUUCUCUUCAUUAUUUCUCUUCAUAUGACAAGGAUUAAAAAGGAUUUGCCAGUAGAUUGUCGACUUGAUUCAUGAUGGUGACUGCUAGCUAAGAUUUUGAAAGUAAGAUGUUGACAUGAUCAGUCCAAUCAACGUGAUUUGACGUCAUUUUAUCUGUGGCCAAUGACCUUGAGCCUUCUUGGAUGGGCACUUCUAAUGUAACUCUAUGCAUGACCCAAAGGACUUUAAUUUUCAAUGUCUACUCUUACUAAGGACUUAGACUUGUCGGUGACAUAGUGUCCCCAUGAGUGACAGAACACUGAGCCAAUCACAGCGCAACUAGAGAACAUUACCAACCCCUACGCUCCGUAUUUCCGCUGGCUGCCCCACCACCACAGAAAGCACUGAGCUAGGCUGAAACACCUGCAUUUUGGAGAUGCCUUACUCAAGAAAACAAAAAAGAGACCAUGUUUGUAUGCGGCUUUAUUAACUUAAGUAUAUAUAUAUUUUUUUACAUUGUUUGCAAACUGAUAUGUGACACGUAUUAAUGCCAGAAUAACCAUUUUCUUUGGUUGCAAAAAAUGUGGGGCUCAAAACCACUGCUAUUCAUCAGUAUGAUUCCACAUUUCAAAUUCUGUCCAGACAUGUGUAAAGCAUUAAAAAGCUGGCACCCACUGGGCACAGACAUCAGUUCAACGUCUAGUUUUGAUUGAGUUGACAACUAACGUAAUUUCAACGUGAAAUCAACAAAAAAUAUCACCUUGUCAUUAGAUUUAGGUUAAAAGUUGGAUGAAAAAAAUGAAGAAAUGUCCUUACGUUGAUGACUUUUUUCAAUUCCAAUCAAUUAUCCACGUUGAUUCAACGUCAUCACAUUAAAUUUUUUUGGGUUGAAAUGGCAUGGAAACAACGUUGAUUCAACUCGUUUUUGCGCAGUGGGCAGGCUUUGUUAGCCAUGUCUACAUGUCUCAAUAUCGUUAUGUUAACUUUGUCCGUUUAUUUGUUGUGUAAUAUUUGCUCCUCAAACCACUUUAGGAGAGCCAAGAGGAGUGUGAUUAUCUAUAGAGUAUAAUAAAAGCUUAAGCCUAAUAUUGAGUUUCGUGGGACGGUGUUUGUUAGUGCCCUAUAAUGCAUUAGUCUACCCUCAUGGUUGGGACUGCAGGGGGGAAUAAAGCACUCACUUUUUCCACUGUAACACUUGACUGGGCCCUGCCUGCAUUAGUCUACAGGGUACACAAUGUUUCCACAGGGACCGUGCCGUGGUCAUGUGACUGGCUCUUAUGUCAUAUUUCCAUGAAUGCCGAAGUUGUCAUACUAACAAUGCAAGCAUCGCUAGAUAAAACAAAAAACAUUACUGAUAUACAUUGAUUGGCCAUGGAAACUCUAGAGGGCUAGGUAGGGUUCAUACUUUAUUCAACACUAUCGAGAACACUUUUUUUUCUCUUUUGCAGCUCUAAUCCAGUCAGUGAGAAUAGAGAUGACUGGGGAGGUCGUCUCCUGUUCAUCUCAGAACAUCUAUCCUGUCCCUCAGGUGGCAUGGACCACAGACCCACUGUCUUCCCCAGAAACACUACAGAACUCCACCAGCAAAACUCCAGACUCCAAAGGUCUGUACACAGUGGAGAGCACAGUAAGGAUCCUGGGUAAUGUCUCUGACCACGCCUAUUUCUGUUCGGUCAUCUCUGCAGACAAGGCCCAGGUGUGGACAGUCUCUCUGAAGCAGCAAGGUAUGAUUCAACAUCCUGGAAUGCAGUGUUAUGUUUAUAAAACCAAGUCUCACAAAAAUUCACCGUGAACAAGCUGUUCUCUCCUAGAUUUAGCCUGAAAAUGCAUUUUACAAAGAACUGACUAAGCUUGUAUUUGAGAUGCUCCUUGGAACAGAAACUAGGAAUUAUUGAUCAGUCUAUUUAGCGUCUCUAGAGAAAACCUUCAACCUGUCUGGCGAUAUAGUGACAUUUAAAGGCACGUUAAAUAUGUGCCUCAUAAAAGUGUGUUACCAGCUUACAUAUCGUUAAAUGUUGUGCUUUUUAGGGGUCAUUAAGUUGUUGACAAAGGGGAGAGGUAUCCCCGUGUAGCUCAGUUGGUAGAGCAUGGUGUUUGCAACGCCAGGGAUGUGGGUUCGUUUCCCACGGGGGACCAGUAUGAAGAAAAAAAAAGAACAAAUGUAUGCACUCACUAACUGUAAGUCGCUCUGGAUAAGAGCGUCUGCUAAAAUGACGUAAAUAUACAAUGUAUCAUUGACAAAUGAUUUGUGAUGUUUAAUAUUGCAGAAGAUAUGAUUGGAGAGGCGAGUCGAGAGCUGUCCAUCCCUUGCAUGGCUCCACAGAACCUCCAGAACUUCUCCCUCACAUGGACCUUCACCAGAACUAAUGAGCCCACAGUCAUCCUCAGCUACGACAGCAGAACCAGACGGACCUCCAACCUCUGGGAGGGCCGGGUUGGACUGGAGCAGUACCGAGUUUUGAUGGGAGACGGAUCCCUCCUUCUUCACAACCCAGAGAGUCAGGAACACACAGGAACCUACACCUGUACAUUUUCAGGCUUCCAGAACAGACACAUGGUCCAAACCCAGGUCAACAUCACAGCUACUCCAAUAGGUAGGUGCAUACUCAUUAAAUGUAUAGGUUUUCUACACUAUUCAUAUACAUUGCUACAAACACACAAAGACAAGCAGAUAGUUAAUAAAGAAACACAAUGUCUGUUUCACAGUGGAGAAUGAGCAGAACAGUGAGAGGUCAUUGUGGGGAACAGCAGCCUCUGUAGCCUUCUUUGCCUUCACAGUUUAUGUGGUCCUUCCACGGUGUCUAAGACACAGAGGUAAGUGACUACAGACCUCUAAAAAAUGUAGCUGUACACCUGAUUGUAUUUUCACCUAUCUUUCCAGUAGGAAAGCAAACAAUGUAUAAUUGGAAACAUGGGCGACCAUUGCCUAUAAUGAGACCCUCACAUGCAGGUAACCAUAGACUAGAGGGUCAUAACAGUAACACGUUUUAAACUGUUCUCGAGGAGGAUGACUUGCUGUACUAAAAUACUGUGUUCUUGUGUUGUAGAUACAGCAAUAACCAUGAGUGGAUCAACUUUACACCAACAAAAUGGAGCAGGUCUGGAUGAAACAGGAACCACUGAACAUAGACCACAUAGCCAAGGAUUGUACAUAUCUGUACCACAUACACCAGAGGGUAAUAUAACACCACCAUACACUCCUAGACCAGAUGAAUUGGCAAAUGAUUUUCCAGCGACAACAGGACAUUAUUCACCAGGAUCACAGUCACUGAGUGAGGAGCUAGACACAAUCGGACCACAAACACCAGGCGAUGAUGGACCACAACCACACAUACCAGAGAGUGAUGAACUAGGAAAUGGUGCCUCUAUACUUGGAACCUUUGCACAAGACUUUAAUGUAACAAUAUCAUACGCCCAAGAAGGGGAUAUACCGGGACCAUGUACAUCAGGAGAUGAUGAAGAAGUAGGACUUCAUCACCUCCCUCCACACACAUAAGGAGGUCCCGUCAGACCAAACACCAGAGGAGUCGAUUCCUCUGGGCCAGAUGACUCAGAAAGAGGUGCACAUAUCCAGGACUUACUAG
Messenger RNA from Coregonus sp. 'balchen', 4901 nucleotides. The record is from the annotation of a GenBank genome assembly. NCBI's taxonomy places the organism in Eukaryota, Metazoa, Chordata, Actinopteri, Salmoniformes, Salmonidae.